Molecule: messenger RNA, 10802 nt
Organism: Pomacea canaliculata
Lineage: Eukaryota; Metazoa; Mollusca; Gastropoda; Architaenioglossa; Ampullariidae
Product: oxidation resistance protein 1-like
Exons: 15
Coding region: 288-3962 (1224 amino acids)
Biological process (GO): response to oxidative stress
Cellular component (GO): nucleus
Source: RefSeq, a predicted model, not a curated record
AAGUGGUGCAAAGAUAUCGAAUCUACAUCAUGGCUGAAACGUGGGUGUUUACUUUUAAAACAUCCGUACUGCAACAGUAAAUAGUUGCACUGAUUCAUGUUUCGUUUGUGUUCUAGAAGACGUGAACACCUGCAUGCUACGACGUUUGUAUUUCGCAGUCCAGAGUGUGAGGGAUUUAAGUCGCUGAUGAGGCUAACUUCUACGCACCCACUUUCAAUCGCUUCAGCUACGCUGCUACAGUGUUUGUGUCCCUGGAUCACAGAAGGUGACAGUCCGCAUCAGCAACCAUGAAGAAGGUGCAAGAAUAUGUGCACAGGUUCCGCACAGGCAGCAGUAGCUCAGGUGCUGAGACAAAAUUAUUUGGUGGAGAUACAGCACCUGCAUCCUCUGCAUCAAUGCCUUCAUCACCAGCAACUACAAGUAAAACUUCUUUUGAAGAAACAAGGAGAACAGGGGACAACAGGCAUAAACAAGGGACUAGCAGUGAGAGUUCCUCAGUGUGGUAUGUUGAAAACCAAGUUGACCUGACUAUGAAACCACCAGAACUGAGCUCUCUGCCCAUGAUGACACCCUCAGGGCUGCAACACACUGUUCUAUCAGCACUUGCUCAGUCGGAUCCCACCCCCAUCUUUGAAUCCUCAUUUGUUCAGUCAGGCCAAAGCAAACAGGAAUCACGAAAAACACAGCCGAUGGGCACUUUUGAGUAUUGUGUUAAGCCAUCAGAUACGCUUGAGAGAAUUGCAGCUCACCAUGAUGUCACACCAUCUGAGCUACAAAAACUCAAUCGUUUGACAUCACGCAUGGUUUUCACUGGACAGAUUCUAUACAUACCUGACCCAAACUUUGUACCCAGUGGUCCUCCAACCCCAGAAUCAGUCAUUUCUUCAAGCAGCCUUGCAGACUUCAGACCAAAGCUGGAUAUUCCCAUCAUCAAAAUGGCUGACAAGUCACCAGAACAUGUACCAGGUCAUGUCAUGAAAGUAUCAUCCCCUGUAACUGUGACUGCACCAACGCCAACAUCGUUCAUACCACCACGUGUUCUAAGUGAAGAGGAAGCUAAACAGCUGGAUGAAGAGUGCUUUGAGCGCUUUAUCAAGCUCACAGCGAAAUACAUUUCUGAUGGCAUGGGUGUAGUACCAGGGACCCUGCUUGUGACACCCAAUGCCAUCAUGUUUGAUCCUAAUGCCAAUGACCCCUUAGUUAUGGAAAAUGGGCCUGAGAACUAUGGAGUCAUUGUUGUGAUGGAAUCCAUCCAGUCAGCUGCACUUUACCAUGAUCCUGCUGCAAUGACAUACUGCAAGCUUAGCAACUUGGAACGUAAUUCUUCACCAAAACCAGCAGUCUACCACGGAGAAACAAAAUCUUGUGCUCAGUCUGCAUCAGAAGAGAUGACUUUCUCAUCAAAGACAGUUACUGGUGGUAGCUCAGUGCUGGAUAGUUUACAGGGAGUAACUACAAAAAACAGCAUUUCAGGUUUGUCUCCUUUCUUUGAACACUCAGAGAAGAUCAUUCAGGACAAAGAUCACCAAAAUGUGUCAAGAUUAUCAUCCUUUUUCUCAGGAACUAGUGAGUCUAGUGCUCAUGGCAUAAAUGACAACAGUGCUAUGGUAUCUUCUCCAGAUAUUCGAGAAAGAAAUAAAAUUGAAAUUUAUGACAAAGGACCAGUCAUGGAUACCAUGACUGAUAAAGCGGUGGAUAAAAAGAGGUUCUUGAAGAUUGCAAACUGGGAAGAAGAUAAAACUACUGAUAAUACAGGCGAUUCUUCUUGUGUAAACUUAAUGCCCAUCCCAGAUUCUGAGCAAAUUUCCAGCUUAGGCAUUUUUCAAGAUACCGGAGAUGUUUCUGAGAAUGUUACCCUAAUGCAUGGAUCUGGGUCAUUAACCCCUAUCUGUGACACAGUCGUAAAACAGUUUGGUUCAGAUGAAGAUUAUUCUUUGCUCUUAGAAAAAACAAAACAAUUACCUGACACUACUUUUGUCACACCUGCAAGUGUCACAUCUACAUCUUUUAGUUUGAAUGAGGUGCAGAUAAAUAAUGUGAGCCCUUGUAUAUCAGUCAGUUCGACCACCAUACUACAGGAAGAGGAAGCAGAAGAAAAGUCUUGUACACAUUUUGAUGACAAACCAGCUUCUUCUUUACUUAGAAGUGAUAAAAGCCCCUCAAUGGAUGGCAUUCUUAGGGUUGAUACAGCAGAAUCUAUAAAACCAGCUGAUGGCCAGGCAGAUUUGCAAGAUUUUUCAAAACAUCUUAUGACAAUGAUUUAUGAACCUGCAAGGGAGCAAACAGGUCUUGACAGUGUUAGAGAAAUUGACUCUAAAUUAGUUUUGAUUGAAGGGGAAGGCAUAGAGGCUACUGUAAGUUCAUGUAAGAACAAACAAGGUCAGUGCGUUGAUAAGGGAUUAGGUGAUGGAGUUAAUGCUAGUAAUGUUCAGCAAUCAAAAGGUGAAUAUGAAGCCGGUGAUCGAAGACAUCCAGUUGAAACAGACACUACAGAUGAGCUGAGCUGCAAAGCAGAUGCAGUAGAUAGACAGAAAAUAGAAGAAAAAAGAAUUGGAAAUAUAGUUUAUGUACCUUUCGAAAAAAAACAGGAAGGAGAAAUGAUAUUUCAUAGCCACUAUUCAGGUCUUUUGCCCACAGCUCCAUUUAAUUCUCUAAUAACUGUAGAUUCUGAAGCAGACCUGAAUACAAGAGAUUUAGUUGAAGAUUCUGCGACAUCAAGUGGUGGAAGUAAGCCUCGAACUUCAUCAGGGUCUUUUAGUCCUCUACGAUCAUCGGCACAGCACAUUAGCAGCUUUGUCAACUAUGCCACAGGACUUUUCCGAAGCACAAAUGAAGACCGCACCCAUGUCAAAGAUGUCACAGAUAGCACUCCAAGCUCCAGUGAGAAGACCAUCUCAUCAGAGAAUGAACACUUAAAACAAAAACAGAGCAAUUUACAGCCAGACAAGGCCAAACAAGCACAUUCUAUUGAUGUGGAGAAUGCAAUCAAAGCAGAUGAGAGACCAAACUUAUUCCAGCCAAUUGAAAAGUUAAUACCACGGCCAGCAGUCUCAGAUACUCAGCCUCCAUUGUAUCUUCACCUGCAUGUAGGGCAGGAUCAGGAGCACAGAAAUGUAACAACUUCUGUGCCUUGGGAGACAUAUCGAAAGUCCAGUCCUAAACCAGACUAUUGGUUCUCUGUUCCAAGGGCCAAGGCUGAUAACUUGUAUGCAUUCUUCGUUCAGUGGAGACCAGAAAUUUAUGGUGAUUCUGAUGACUUUGAUCCUGAAGAACAGGGUUUUGUGGUUGUACAAGAACCAGACAUACCCUUGGAGUCUGUGGAUGAAAACCUGCAGGUUGUGGAAGAACACUUUGGAGGGACUAAGACAUCCUUUAAAAAAGACUGGGAGAUUGUAAGCUGGAAAGAGGCCCUUCGUCGACAGUCAGUUGAUACAGAGCCCUCAAUUAUGCCAGAGCUCAAUGAUGAAUCAUCUAUCUUGAAUGCCAAACAGAUUUAUGAAUUAUCUGAGAGUCUUCCGCCACGCACCAUUGGGUACAAAUGGUCUCUUAUAUAUAGCACAGCAAAGCAUGGUUUCAGCUUAAAUCGACUGUACCGUGAAAUGGCCCACCUGGACUCACCUGUUCUACUAGUUGUUAUGGAUACUGCAGGAUACAUUUUUGGAGCUUUUAUCAACACUCCUCUAAAGGUCAGUGACCACUUUUAUGGAACCGGGGAGUGCUGCCUAUGGGCUUUUCGAAACGAACUCAAGAUGUACAGAUGGACUGGACAAAAUACUUUUUUCAUCAAAGGAAACUUUGACAGCAUUUCUAUUGGAGCAUCAGAGGGAAAAUUUGGGCUGUGGCUUGAUGGAGACUUGUACCAUGGAAGGAGUCACCGUUGUUCAACCUUUGACAAUGAGGUGCUCAGUUCCAGUGAAGAUUUCCUGUUAAAGGGCUUAGAAGCUUGGUCCUUUGGGGACUAAAAGAAAAACACGAGAGCAUUAUUUCAGGUAUGCAAUAAGCAGCAAUUUUGUCAUAAUUUAUAGAUUGUUUUAAUACAUGCUUGAUUUCCAUUAUCUACUAAUAUAGUAGACUACCCCAGAUCUUAGUAGAAUAAGUAAAAGAUGAUGUGGAUUAAUUUUUAUAGGUGAUGUAGUGAAAAUCUGGAAGCAAGUUGUAAAACAUUUCUUUUCACAAUUAUUAAUGUUUUAUAUUGACAUCUAGAGAACUAAGUAUGGGUGGCAGGGCUUCUGCUUACGCAAAAAAUUGGGUACAGUACGCAUUAAAAGUUCGGAGGACCCCUUCAAUUUUCGUCAAUGGGGUCCCCUCCAAAAUUGGGCGAAGAACAGGGACCCCUUAAAAAUGUGAAGAAGGACCCCAAAGAAUUUAGCCGUAGCAGAAGCCCUGGGUGGAAUAUAUAAUAUGUUACAAUAUCGAGUACUUAUAAAAGUGAUUGAAAUGAUUUUGUUCAAAAGGUUAUGUUGUCAAAUAAUGUCAGAGAUCAGAACCUAACUUAACAUUAAAUCCUCAUAGAAUUUAAUAACUUAAGAAAAAAACAAUUUCAGAAGAGUUAGAGCUAUCACUUAAUGAUAGCAGAGAUGUUUAUGGGAUGCAGCUGCUGCCAAAUUGUUGUCUUGAAACUGAGUUUUUUUGCUUCAGGCGACAACUUUUUUAAAGCUUGCUUUCAGAUUUUAAAAAGGCAUGUGCCUAGUUUUGUGGAUUUCAUAGUACUGCAUUUGUUAAUUUAAUAUUUUUAAUAAAAUAGUUAAUUAUUGCACAUCAGUUGGUGGUUGGAAAUUCGACACCUUUUUAUUUUUUGAAACCUGUUCAUCCAGUUAAAUUUAAGGAUUUUAAAAUUCAUGUAAAACCUGGAGAAACAUGCAAAAUGCUUGCAGUUUUGAAAGGCAUCAGCAUACAUAAUCAAAUACAAAGAGCCUGAUAAGAUGUAUCGGACCACAUUAUGCUGCUUAACUUACCAGAGUUGGCUUUGAGUUCAUGAAUUUUUAUAAUUUUAAAAAAGUUGUAAAAUCUAACCAUGUAAAGUGCAACACUAUUUUGCAACCUAUGUAAGUAUCGGUAACAUAUAAAAGUUUUUAAAAUUAAAUUUGCUUGAAGCUUGUUUUUGUCAGUUAGAUAUCCAGGAAGAUCCAAAAAAAACUAUGUCCUAUCACCACAAAUCCAGCUUAUGUCAAAAAUACAUGUGGGAUGAAUAAUAAACACACUGAUGUGUUAUAUAUGCAUAAAGCUCAAGUGUUUUUUACACUGAGAAUCGUAAUCAAAUUUCUUACCUCUGACUAGUCAUUUUCAAAAGGUAGCUGCAAAAAAAUGAUUCCUUAAAUGAUAUCUGUAGUUACAACUUUUAGUUUAGUUAUAAACAUGGGAUAAAACAUUGAAUACCCUUUAUAACACUGCCUUACACAAUGAUCUUGGUGGUCACUGGUGCUUUCGUAACAACAGUCUAUGAAGCAGCUGCAGUGAGUUACUCAACUGCUGAAAUAGUCUGAUCAAUAAAUUCCAGUAGAGGGUGACAAUGAGCAAUAUUUGGCAGAAAACUUAAGGUAGUAAUUGUACAGGUUGUGCAGAAUCACCAAGAGGACAGGAAGUUGUGAGUGCUUAUUGUAAACUAAGGAAUAAAGAUUAGAAGAAAACGCAGGGUACAUGUAAAAAUACUGUAUUAAUCUCUGAUAAAUUUUCUCAUACUCUAGCUCAAAUAAAAAGUAUUUAAAUACUUAUUAUUAUAAUUGAUCAUGCUUAUUCUAAGUAACAACAUUUAGCACUGGCUUGUUGUUGUUGUUUUUUUUUUUGUCAAACUUUCAACAGUUUCUUUUCUUUCAUUUGUUUAGAACUUACAAAAAAGACUUAUAGUCAUGCUUAAAACUCCAUAAAAUAUAGGAUUUACUUUUUAUUGUUGAUGUUGUUCCUGUAGAUGGUAGAUGGUAAAUUACGACUUUUUCAGCUAUUGAUCAGGACUCCUAAUGAUUGCUUUCUCCAUUAAAUUGUCUGCCAACACACACAUGCAUCAUAGAGAUGUCUGAGCAAUCUUACUAGCCAAUUAGUUUUAUUAUUGUUUGGUUCUUUUCAGAAAGUAUACCAAAUUAAAACUUUUGAGGAUUUCUUCUACCUUUAUUUCUGUAUUCAAAAUCUGAAUGUAAACAACUCUCACAAUUCUUAUAAAUUAUUUUUACAUGACUGUACUACAUAUUUAUGAGGAACUGCAUGUUUUUGUCUGUGUAGUGUUCAAGAUCCUUGUACCAACAAAUGUCAGAGAAGUAAGAUUACAAACAUAUAUCAACUAAAGGAAUGAAAUAUUCUUGAUAAGCAACAUAAAACAGUGCACCUCCUGGCUGCUAGCUGGUUUUAUACUAUUUUUAUCCAAUUUGUCCCAUUGUACUUUUUCUGUAUAUUCAUCUUAGAUCAAUUUUUUAAAUUCUGUUAAUAAUUCAAUUUUCUUCAAGAUGGACAAGUAAGAGCUCUGAUGCAGAAACAUGGUUUCUUAACUGACUCAGCAAGCAUCACCGAUAAUGUUGUCCCCCAUUUCUUGCCAAAUACAGCACAUUGUAAGAUGCUGCAACAACAAAUUGUAAAUGUAGCAGUAAUGCAUCUAUUUUUUAGAGACAAUUAUUUACAAUAUUCUUCUUAGAAGCUAUGUCUUUUAAGUGUACUUUUAAGUGUUAUGUUUAUUCAUUUCAAAUUGCAGACAAGGCCUGUGUCCUACAGUUUAUCUGACCAGCUGUGUUUUAGCUGUGAUGCAGCAGUUCAGUAUUGUAACAAUUCAUUAACCAGGAUUCCCACAGUUGUGCUGAGUGUGAUGCAUUGCAGUAGACUCUGACUAUAAUUGCCAUCAUUUGUUGUAUGACCUGCAAUGGAUCAUUUGGGGACCUCAGAAUAAAUUUCUGUUGGUCUUCAUCUUGCUGUGCACUUUAAUGCAUUGUAUUUGAAACAGUUCAGUUUUAAAUAGGUUGAGAGAUGACCUCACAUAGUUGUAUUUGUUAUUUUCAACACAGUUGCAUACAUAGUAUUAUACUUGAUAUAAGUACAAAGAUAAAUAUGCAGAAUAUUUAAAGUCAUGAUUUAAAAUAGCUCACAUCAGCUCUGAAGAUGAAUAUAAAGAGGAAUUUUCAUCUGUUCAUAGGUGUCUUUAGUGACAGGUCUUCUGUCACAACAAAAAAUAAUCAGUGGAAGUCAAAAGAAAACCAUAGUAAUACCCUCAUGGCUUGAUGGCAACUGUUUUUAAAAUAAGAGAAGGAUUAUGGCCUAAAAACACCAAGAAGAAAUGUGCUGAAAAAAACAUGUUCUUGUGACACACCCUAGCAGGAAGAUAACAAUUUGUUGAUUCUAUCCACUUUUAUAGUUUGUUAUUGCUUGACAAAUUCAUCCCUGAAAAUUUAUAGAACACUAUUAAAGGUUGAAAAUAAAAUUGAUUUAGUGGGGAGUUUUUGUUGUUUUUUUUUCACAUUGAGACGUACUUUGUUCACAAACAUAUAUCAGUUGUUUUGGGGUGCAUCAAAAACUUGAUGGUGGCACCUAAUAUUAGGAAUUUUCUGCACCCAAGACAUCAAGAAAAAAGUAAUAAAAUAGCCAUAAAUAUAUUUCUAAAAACUUGCUUGUAAACAAUAGUUUGAGUGUAAAAUGUUCUUACCUGAAAUCAGUCAUUGGGUUUAUUUUAACAGUGUGAAAAUGUACACUUGGGAGGGGGGAAUGGAAAUCAAAGCACACACUCCAGAUCUAAGCAUAUAACUCAUUGUAACUGAACACAUCACUGUUAACAUCACGAGUUUGAAGCUGAUUACUGCAUUAAAAUUUUAAGAAUUUUUUUAUUGAUAAUUUAAUAUGAAUGUUAUAACAUUUUUACUGUCACCAUAAUCUACUGAAGAGUGCGGUUGUCAUCUUGGCUGAGAACUAAGAAAACAUUUGACUUUAUUUUUUCAACAUUUUUCUUUUAAAUGGAUUUUUCAGAAAAAUAAUUUUCUAAGAAAUUGGUUAGCUUUUAAAUGCAGCAAUUUCUUCCCUAUUAUUGCUCUCAAGUAGAAAUACUUCAUUGAAAUCUCUUUCCACCAUUUGUUUACAGAGAAUUAAUUCCAUGUGUCUGUCCAAAAAAAACAACAAAAAAAAACCAAAAUGAAUGGCAUGUAUUGAGACAUGUUUGUGUGGAUCAGAGGUAAAUUAUUUGUUUCUUUGAACUAAGUUUUAACCUGGUCAAAGUGAGUCACCCAGAAUCAAUUGCUGCCAUGCUAUUGUAGUAUUUAUCAUCAUCUUUUCAUUUGAAAUUAUUUUAACUCCUGUUUUUCUUGAUUAUUUUCAUGUUUAUUUUUAUUGCUAUGAAUUUUACAAUGUUUUCAUUUUUUAGUUUGGAUUACAAUGUUUAUAAACAUUUCUUUCUAAAAGUUUUCUCUUGAAGGCAGAAACAAACCACCAUCCAACCCCUUUUCCUUAGUUUGUUGAACACAAAGAACCAGAGAUAAGACAUAAUCUCUUCCAUGUAUUGCCAAUCUUUGUAAACAGAUUCUACCUAGGAAAGCUUUGCUUUGAAAUUAGAAUUAACUGUCAACAUCUUAUCUUUUACUGCUGUCUCUACACUUAUGUUUACUGGCAUCCACAUAUUCUCUAUGGAUCUAAAUUGAAUGCAGAAUUGUUAAUUAUAAAUAGCUGGGAACCAAGCCACAUGGCACUUAAAACUUAAUCAAUCUUCUCUAAGAAUAAUGCUUAAGUUUUUCAUGACAUGUCAUGCUAAUACUUUGUUGUGUAUUUUAAUCUGUGCUAACACAAUGAAAGAGUGCCGUUUAUUGACACAAUCAUACUAUUAAAAAUUAAUAAGAUUUUAUAAUAGCUUUGUAAUCUGCUAUCACACUGAAACUCCCUGAAUAGUUUUAUGUGAUACACAACUCCUCUGUGGUGGAAACUUCUGUACUAUCAAUGUAUGGGGACUUUUUAAUUUUCAGAAAAUGUGACACAUAUUGAGAUAUGUUCUACAGUGAACUAUUUUGUGCAGCUGUUGCUAUUUUGGAUUGUUAUACAGCUUUUUGGAAAGAACUGCUGUUGUGUCUGUAGUUUGUAAGCAGAUACUAAUAGUUAACAUAUUAACAUCUAUUUAUAAAAUACGGAUGUUUUCAUGGAAUAAUAAGGAAGUCUCAUUGUUCAUUGUUGCGGAGUUAUCUAAAUUUUUAAAAACGUUUGAAGGAAGUGCACCCGAGCAUAAAAUACUUAAAGAUCUAUUGUUUAAAAUGGUUCACUUUGAUAAUUUACUUGUACAUAUGUCAGAUUUCAAUAUUAUUAGGAAACCUGUUCAAGAGUUUGCCAUAUGACACAUUGAGUAUUUGAACUCAGCAGUUAACUCUUGUGCAUUUGACAACAGUGCAAUUAGGUCCUCUUGCUGAUGCUAAAAAGCUGGCAGUGUGGCAGAGGUCCUUUACCGGUUCUGCAGUUAGGUCUAUAGAGGUCACCCCUUUUGACCACAGCUCCUGGUGCUAUGCUUUGUGGAUGAGGCAGUCCUGUAGAAUGUGUUUUGGAAUCUGCUGUGAGGUUUAACUUACACUGGACUGAGCCUGCAGUGCCAUUCUUCUUAAGAUAAGCAUUCAUACCACAGUUAGAAGCAGUAGAUGAAAGGUCUGUGUUUUACAUGUUUGGAUCUCUCAAAAAAACAACAACAAACAACUAGUGGAUUAAUACAGAAGUUAUUUCUGCUGCCAUGUGCAUGUGCACAAACAAACAGCUUGGUGAAAUUUCUCUUUGUAGUUUGAUUUAAACAUGAUCCUAUUGACUUUUUUCCCCAGAAUUAAUCUAUUUAGUUUAAUAUUUACUUUUACUGAUGUUAUGUGAUUUUCUUCUUGCAUUUUAUGUGAGUCUGAAGAGAUAUAGACCAUGCUGAAUAACAAGUGUUGAUUUCAGUUGUUGAACCGCUCUGUUCUCAGAUUUGAAAGGAAAUACAUGAAUAUUUUCAGUUUGAAGCUGUGUGUCGUUCUGAGAUAGAAAAUUAAACUUGCCUUAACUGUUUCUUUAUUAACAAAAGAGUUUAAAAAGUAAUGAAAGGAUGGAAAUAACUCAAUAUCUUGUCUUAACACAGACUGCUACAUAUUUCAUGUUGGUCAUUUGGGAACGAUAAUAAAGUCAUGCCACAGGGUUCUCACCGCUCCCCCAGCUCAUAAAUGUGUGUGCUCACUUGAUCAAAAGUUUUAUCUGUAAACAAUAAGCAAAGCAGUUCGAAAAGAUAGAGAAUGAAAUUUUUGAAAUUCUACAGAGUAUUGGUAUAUAUAAAAUUCCAUCAAGGCAUGAAACAUUUAUGGUGAAAGAAGUUCCAUUAAUAUUAUAAUUACCAAAAGUUCAUCACAAAUAUUUUCAUAAUUUUUUGAAUUUCUUUAGCUUGCCAAAAAUCUAUAAAUAUCUGAUUACCCAGGAAGUGGUGUGAGCUAAUUUCUGUGAAAAACCUUGGAACGUUAAAACAUUCUGCAAAUACUAAUAAUGAUUCUUAGUCUUCAAUGCAUUUGACACUGAAGAAAUGAAUAGAAAGGAAAUGGUUAUAUUAUAAUUGUACCUCUGAAGAUGCUUAAUACUACAAGGACUGUUUCUUUUAUUGUUCAUUUUUCAUUUAGAGUGUGACCAUUACGCUCUGAUUGAAGAGUGAAGAAGAUUUUUAAUAAAACUGCGUGUUGUUAACAUUUCUUGUUUUUGCCAUUACUGUAUACUUGUAAUUUUUUCCUUGAAGAACAGAGGAAGAGUUGAAACAGGGCAAUAUCUUUAAAAAUUAAAAAAAUUCCUCUGGUAUACAGACUAGCUAAGUGGAGCACAUAAAAUAGUAAAAAAAAAAAAAGUAUUAAAUAGCAUUUAUU